Perognathus longimembris pacificus (Pacific pocket mouse) is the source of this 4158-nucleotide messenger RNA. RefSeq names its product metallo-beta-lactamase domain containing 2 (gene Mblac2). NCBI's taxonomy places the organism in Eukaryota, Metazoa, Chordata, Mammalia, Rodentia, Heteromyidae. The coding region runs from base 427 to 1269 and encodes 280 amino acids. The transcript has 3 exons. The record is from RefSeq and is a predicted model, not a curated record.
GCUUCAGAGUAGCGGGAGAGGGGUGAGGAGGAACCGGGUGUGGAGGGAGGGAGUGUCUACUCCGCAGUCCGGCCCCAGGGGCUAUCAAAAUGUCUUCUUUCUGCGUCUCCAGAUUGCCGCAGUGACCUCCCCGUUAACCCUGCUCGCAGGGCAGAGGCUGCGGUGGCUGCUGCGUCCCGCUGCGGGCUGCGCAGCACCUGCCCCCUGCAGAUCUGGCGGGCGCGGGAGCUGCAGUCUGGUUGCGGCCUUCUUCUUCCCGCUUCCUCCCGCGUCCCCGCCCCUCCGCGCUAGGCGCCUCCUCCCAGGCUACGGGCUGACGGCUCCGCACCGCCGCAGCGCCCCGCGUCUGGACGGCCUGUGGGCAGUACGCAGGUCCACACUCUCCUUGCCCGCGCGUCCCGCCGGCCGGCCGCACCCCUGCCCAGCAUGUCGGCGCUCGAGUGGUACGCCCACAAGUCGCUGGGCGACGGCAUCUACUGGAUCCAAGAACGCUUCUACGAGUCGGGCAACCGCGCCAACAUCUGGCUGGUGCGCGGCUCGGAUCAGGACGUGGUGAUCGACACGGGCCUGGGGCUGCGCAGCCUCCCGGAGUACCUGUACUCCUCUGGCCUGUUGCAGGGCUGCGGAGCCAAGGAGGAAGACGCGGCCCGCCGGCCGCUGCUGGCUGUGGCCACCCACGUGCACUUCGACCACUCUGGCGGCCUCUACCAGUUCGACCAGGUGGCCGUGCACCACGCCGAGGCAGAGGCCCUGGCUCGCGGGGACAAUUUUGAGACGGUGACCUGGCUCUCCGACAGCGAGGUGGUGCGGACGCCCAGCCCCGGUUGGAGGGCCCGGCAGUUCCGAGUGCAGCCGGUGCAGCCCACCUUGGUCCUGCAGGAUGGGGAUGUGAUCAACCUUGGUGACAGACAGCUCACUGUCAUGCACAUGCCAGGUCACUCCAGGGGUAGUAUUUGCUUGCAUGACAAAGACCGAAAGAUUCUCUUCAGUGGAGAUGUCGUGUACGAUGGAUCGCUAAUUGACUGGCUCCCAUACAGCAGGAUAAGUGACUAUGUUGGCACUUGUGAACGUCUGAUAGAACUAGUGGACAGAGGUCUGGUGGAGAAGGUGCUUCCUGGCCACUUUAAUACCUUUGGUGCUGAAAGGCUUUUUCGAUUGGCUUCUAACUACAUUUCCAAAGCUGGGAUAUGUCACAAAGUGUCUACUUUUGCUAUGAGAUCUCUUGCAAGUCUAGCCCUCCGUGUAACAAAUUCUAGGACCUCACCCUAAUAUAUAUUAUAUAUAUAUUAUUUUAAGUCCCUCCAUCUAUUUUUGUUAAUUAUAUAAAUUAACAAUUCAUUUGUGCUGUGUAAAAUGGUUAAUGGUGAGCAUUUCAAGAAGUGUUUUUAUACAACUGUUGCAUAUUAGAGAAAAAAAGAUUGAAAAAUGAAUAAAGCCAAAAAAGAAGAAUAUUUGUUUCAUUUCUAAGAAACUACAUAAAUAAGCUUAUAACUUCUUAAGGCUGUCAUCUUACAAUUACUCUAGAAAAUGCCAUACAGACAUAUAGUAUGUAGCAUAAGAACUUUCCAAGCCCAUUUUUUUAUUUCACUUCCUAACUGAUCUAAGAAAAGAGGCAUUCAUGUUUUUACUCCAAACUUGAGUUUUUAGAAUUUCAUUCAUGUUGUCCUGAAAAUACAUUAGAACUAAAUGCAAACACACAGACUUAACAUUUAGAAUGAUAGCUAAAGCAUCCCAUGGUUGUGGUCUUGUAUUUUUAUGCUUGUAUUUAAUUUAUUCUUUAUGUAAUUAUAGCAUUUAUUUAUGCAGUGUAAAUUAACUUAUGAAAAAUACAAUGAAAUCUGAUUUAUUGAAAAGCUUUAAAUAUAAAUUGGAAAGUGCUUUGGUAAAAAGCUAUUAUAUAUUGUUUGUUUUUAUGUAGGUAAUAUUUUCAGUAAUGAAAGUGAUAUUCAAAUAUAUGUAACCUAACUACCAAUUGUCAGAUUUCUCAAAAGGACACUGUCAGGCAAAUCUAAAAAUAUGCACAUUGAGAAUAAUUUUUAUUAUAUCCUAUUUUAAUAUUAGUAGCUAAUAUAAACAAAAUUUAUCUUAAGUAGGAUCUCCAGUGUUGUGUCAUGUUUUACAGUAUUAAAACAAAUAUAAAAAUCUAUGAUAUCUUGAUAUAACCAUUAUUUUAUUUGACAUAUAUGUACCACAAAGGGAUUUUUACAUUAAUUGCAAAAUGUGUAUUAUGUAUUGGCCUAGAGUGAAUUGCCUUUCUAUCCUGAUUCACAACACCUAUUCCUGUUCAGUACUUUGUCUUGAACAAAACAAGUCUUAGUUCAUAAAGUCAUAGGAAAGGUAAAACCACUAUUUAGUAAUUAUUUCAUUUGGUGCUCUUGAUAAUUUAAUUACAAAGCCUUUUGAAAUAUUUCAUAAACGAUUUUUUUCUAUUACCUUUUUAUUAUUGACAUAUCUAAAAGCAAAGAGAUGCAGAUUUGGGCAUCAAAUCUUUCACUACUAGAAAAUUAAAGCAACUCUGAUUUCUGUCAAAUUAAUGUAACUUUUUCUACCUUACAGACACCAGGUUCUUUAGUUUUAGUUGUUGUUUUUCUUUUAAUUCAUUUACUACAUACAUAGACACACAGACACACAUCCCACAUGAGUAUACACAGACGAAAUGUACAUGCACAGCACUAUGCUAAUCACUGUGGAAUUCAUAGGCAACAUUAUAGCUGGGAGUAGAAGGUACAUAAUAUAUGAAUAAUGAUAUAUGCAAGUUGAAGUUCAUAUAAAUUAUGCAUGAGUGUAAGGGACAUAAGGGGAGGGGUAUGAAGUAUGGUUAGGGAAAAUUUCGUAGAGGAGGGAUUUUGAGUCAUAUUUGGAAGGAUAAUUUGUUAGGGGGUCUGGGUAGGAAACAAAAUAAUGCAAAAAUAGAGGUGCCAUCAUUGCUAUAUACAGUAAUCUUUUUCUUGGAAUGAUAUACAUUCAAUUUUCAGGAAUCUCAUUUCUUCCAAGCACCACAUAUUUAGUCUGUAAAAGAUGGGAUUGUGAUUUGUUCAUAUGAGUAAUCUUUAAUGAUGUGAACUAACUACCAGAUGCCACCAAACGAACCUUUACAUAGAGUCAGAAAAGAGGCUAUGAUUGGUUCAAGUAUAGAACAUCACUAGAGUGCUCUGGGAUGGUCAUUCAAGGCAGUAGGGCUGUUUCAGCUGAUAGCAUGACAUCAAGAAUAUAGAUUGGUUCAGGGCAUCUAUAAUGACUUAAUGAGCCUUAAAUAUAGCCAUUAUUUUUAUAUCAGUAGCACAAAAGAAAACCAAAAGUCCUUAACCAUUGACCAUUUCAUCCAUAUUUUAGGAUUUAUUUUAAAAUUAGAGUGUAUAAUAUGCAUUAAAUCUUAUUAGGAAAAAGUUACUCCUGUUAAGGGUUUCUCCUUAUUUUUUAGAAGUGUAAUUUUCCAAAAUACAUUGACAUUAUUUGUUAAAUUAACGUUUUUUCAAUCUAUAAUACAUAAUAAAGUAUUUUGCUAUUUCUACCAUGUGAAUAAAGUAUUAAUAAAUUUGGAAAAGGAUAUUAUUCAUUAAGUACCUAUGCCGUAUGUUUUAAGUAUGCAUUUUUAAAGUUCAAUCCUGGUUCUAGCAACAAGAGGUAGUUACCCUGCCUCACACAGUAUGGCCUAGGGAUAAACCUGCUGACUGAACACAGGUCUACAUGCCCCUAAACUGUUUUUUUCUCUUAUAACUGCGCAAUAUAGAAAAUUAGCAAAGUGUUUAUUUUCUAAGAUACCACAUGUGCCAAGAAUAAAUCAAAUAAUGCUGAUACAUAAUAUCAUAUUUAAAGAAAACUUUAAAACAUUUUCACCCUGACAGUGACCCUUGUAAUUUAUGAUUUUUGAAAAUAUAAAUAUAUAAAUGUAAUUUAAAGUCAUUAAAAUUUAGGACGUUUAAAAACAAUUCUUGUGUUGUUACUAAUUGUCUAAUGCUUGUUCUUAUUUGAUGCCUCCUUUUAACUGAGAAGCUUAAAGAAAAUCUUGUAUGUUCUAAUAGAGUUGGGUUAAAUGACUACGUGUACCUGUUCAGAGAUGGAUAGUGAUUGAAUGUGACAUGCACAAGUUUCCCCCUUAUGGUUGUCAAUACGUGUAAGUAAACAUCGGUGUAAUAAAUAUUAAAGUGGACGUUGUUU